This is a messenger RNA of Rhincodon typus (whale shark), 3580 nucleotides long. RefSeq names its product IQ motif and SEC7 domain-containing protein 2-like. The record is from RefSeq and is a predicted model, not a curated record. The coding region runs from base 160 to 1428 and encodes 422 amino acids. NCBI's taxonomy places the organism in Eukaryota, Metazoa, Chordata, Chondrichthyes, Orectolobiformes, Rhincodontidae. The transcript has 2 exons.
UGGAGAAGCAGAAGGGUGUAAUCCGUGCCACCAUGUUGCAGAGUGCCAGCCUGAAGAAGGAUGCUGUGAAUGGUACCCUCACCAGCCUGGACGAUACCUAUGCCAUGGGCGAGGGUCUGAAACGGAGCGCUCUCAGCAGCUCCCUGCGGGACCUCUCUGAUGCAGGGGUCCAUCAUUAGCAGUCCCCGAGUGCCGCCAAGGCCUGUGCCCAUCCAAGAGGAUUCCACCAUGAGGCCUCACCGACAGCUCUCCAACUCUACCUCCUUCCUGGGCUCCCUGUUUGGGAGCAGGCGGGGCAAGCAGGGAGCACACGCACACUUGCUGGCUGGGGGAGGGCAGUCCUCCACCACCUCCUCCUCCUACCAGGCUGCCUACCAGCUCCAGGGCGGGCAAUCCGAGGUCCCCUCCAAGAUUCAGGUACUGCAUGCUCAGUACUGCCAGCCCCCACCACCGUAUUAUUAUCACCAUCGCUUCCACUCACAGCCGACCCUGCCCCAUGCCAACGUCACCCUCCAGCGCCAGUGCAGGCAGAGACCCAACCUACCACCCCUGCUCCCCCGUGCCCCCAUGACCCACACCAUUCGUCCUCCAGUCAGCUCUCCCCAGUCACCCCUGGCCCCUCACCAGCUCCCCGCCUACGCUAUGGCUCAGUAUGGACAGGCACAACAGCACCCAGGAGCAAUGCCAGGGCAACUGCAGAAGCAGUACCACCCAGGGGGGCAACACACCCUGCACCAUGGAGGGACAGCACCCGCGCAGCACACGCUAGCUGGGCACACCCUCAAGCAGCAUCCUCUGGCACACCACACUCUGCAGCACGCCCUGCAGCAGCAACAGCAUGCGUUGCAGCAACAGCAUGCACAGCAACAUGCGUUGCAGCAACAGCAUGUGUUGCAGCAACAGCAUGCGUUGCAGCAACAGCAUGCACAGCAGCAUGCAUUGCAGCAACAUGCACAGCAACAACAGCAUGCACAGCAGCAUGCAUUGCAGCAACAGCAUGCACAGCAGCAUGCAUUGCAGCAGCAACAUGCACAGCAGCAUGCAUUGCAGCAACAGCAUGCACAGCAACAUGCAUUGCAGCAACAGCAUGCACAGCAACAUGCAUUGCAGCAGCAACAUGCACAGCAGCAUGCAUUGCAGCAGCAACAUGCACAGCAACACGCACAGCAACAACAGCAUGGACUGCCACCCCAGCUCUCCCCUCACUCGCCCCUCUCGCCCCUCACCCCACACUCGCCCCUCACCCCCCUCACACCCCUGACACCCCUCACCCCGCAGUCCCCCCACUCCCCCUACUCACCGCUGCUGCCCCUCUCGCCCCUGCCUCCUCACCCACACCCUCAGCAGACACUGGUCGGGCCCCCGAGCAGUCAGGUCUCCACUGGGGUCAAGGCCAAACCUGCCAACCGAAUCAGCACAGUGGUGUGAACGGAGCGGCUCUGGGCGGGGGCUGGCCAGGGACCAAGCUGUGGGGGACUGACGGUGGGGGUGGGGUGAGUGGUUUGAAGCAGGGGCGCGUGGGGAGGUCGGCUGGGCAGGCUUUGAGGGGGCAUGGUAUUCUUUAACCUCACUCCCUUUGGAGGUUCUGACACCAGCCCCUCUCCCUUCAAAAAUGGUGGCAUAGCAUCAGGAAGCAGGAACCUCAGCUGAAUUCUGAGGGUCUCAGGUCUACACAGGCCUGUCCUCUCCUAAUUCGGCUUCCUCAAAUCUACCCCGGUCUACACAGGCCUGUUCUCUCCUACCCCGGCCUCCUCAAACCUACACCGGCCUCCUCAAAUCUACCCCGGUCUACACAGGCCUGUCCUCUCCUACCCCGGUCAAUGUAGGCCUGUCGUCUCCUACCCCGGCCUCCUCAAAUAUACCCCAGUCUACUCAGGCCUCCACAAACUUACCCCAACCUACCCACAUUAACCCAGCCACCUCAGGUCUAGCCACCUACCCCUGCCUCUACAAACCUACCCAGCCUACUCAGGUCUACUCACACUUCUCCUGGCCUACUGACACCAACCCCGGCCUACCUGGGCCUAGUCACCCCUACCCUGGGCCUACACACACCAACUCUGGCCUACUCAAGCCUUGUUCGCACUUACCCUGGCCUAGAUGUGGAGGUGCCAGUGUUGGACUGGGGUGGACAAGGUCAGAAGUCACACGGCACCAGGUUAUGGUCAAAUAAACCUGUUGGACUAUAACCUGGUGUCGUGCGACUUCUGACCUUACCCUGGCCUACUCACACCAGACCUGCCUGUUCAUGCGUACACACACCAACCCUGACCUACUUGGGCCUACUCACACUUAUACUGGACUACUCACACCAAUGCCGGCCAACUUGGGCCUACCCAAGUCUACUGUCAUCGACCCUGGCCUACUUGGACCUACUCACACCUACCCCGGCACACUCACACCUAUGCUGGCCCUACUCACAACAACCCAGACCUACUCCCACCUACUGGGCCUACUAGAACUUACUGAGGCCUCUGGGAGCAGGCCUGACUUUGUCCUUAACUCCGGUCUCGAUUUCAUGCUAAUAUUCCUCCUUCCCUCCCUCCCUCCCCUUCCCGAGGGAGAAACUCUGGGACUCUUUUCCCCCUCCUUUUUUAAUACACAGAAACGCGACAAAUUUAAACUGAGAGAGAAACAAAACUCUGAUACUGUGUUGCACGAAGGCCCUGGGAGACAAGGGCCUAGGGAAGGGCAGGUACUCUGCCUCAUCCUCACAAAACAAAACGUGCCUCGCCAGCCCCAUGUUGGAGCUUAACACAAACAAGGAGAGUGAAAGAGAGAUUUCUCGCGAGGCUCACGUUUCUUUUUUGGACUGAAUGUAUAUUUAAAGAAGAAAACAUAUAUUUAACUAAUUAAUAUGCGGACUGUAUAAUUCAGCAAAUAUAUUUAUUAAAGUACUUUGCCAAGUUACGAGCUGUUGAAAGGCCGGCUGAGUGAGGGGGUGAGACGGCGCAGAGAGCAGCGGAGGCAGCUGUAGCCGUUCUCAACGGGAUGAAAUGAUGUUGGGGAAGUCAAGAUGAGGCAUCUCUCUGGGCCUACUCUGGAUACCCGUGAGUGUUGUGGGAGCGCAGCGGGAGAGGGAGCACAGGGUCCUGUCCCGUCACCAUGUAGCGCAAUCUUGAGGUCGGAGCCGCCAAAUGCAAGGAGUCAGGCCCACCUCACUGCUGCCCACCCCCUCCACAAACCGUCAUGUGUCCACCAUUUUCCCCAGGACAGGGACAGCACAGGGUUAGAUAGAGAAUAAGUCUCCCUCUACACUGUCUGCCCCAUCAAACAGUCCCAGGGCAGGGGACAGCACGGGGUUAGGUGCAGAGUAAAGCUCCCUCUACACUGACCCCUCACCACACACUUCCAGAACAGGGACAGCAAUGUGUCAGGUACAGAGUAAAAGCUCCCUUUAUACUGUCCCCAUCAAACACUCCCAGGGCAGGGACAGCACGGGGUUAGAUACGGAGUAAGGCUGUCUCUACAGUGUCCCCCGAAAAAACACUCCCAGGACAGGGACAGCAUGGGAUUAGAUAUAGAGUAAAGCUCCAUCUACACUGUCUCCCCAUCAAACACUCCCAGGACAGGGACAGCA